Asparagus officinalis (garden asparagus) is the source of this 3544-nucleotide messenger RNA. RefSeq lists its product as uncharacterized. The coding region runs from base 1 to 3447 and encodes 1148 amino acids. The record is from RefSeq and is a predicted model, not a curated record. The transcript is spliced from 3 exons. Lineage: Eukaryota; Viridiplantae; Streptophyta; Magnoliopsida; Asparagales; Asparagaceae.
AUGGCGCCCAGGAGGAUGAGUGCAGGUUCCAAGAAGUCUGGCAAGGCUGCUGUGGAGACGUCGCCGACCGAGAGCACCGGCGAUGUUGCCGUUCUGACAAGUGCUUCAGCGUUGAUGUCGUUGUCGCACGGGCCUCGAUGCUGUGUGCUUUUUCCCAAUGUACCACUUCAGCCGGAGCAGCAUUUCAACUACACUGAUGAUCCCGAAGUGGGGAGAGCUUUUGGUCUUCGCAGAGAAAUUCCUUUAUGCACAUUCCCAAGUUUGGAACGAACGCAUUUAAUUAGGUUUGCUGAGUGUUCCACCCUUAGGGCUUGGAUCACCGAUCUGGAUCUGGAAACUCCUGCGGGUUUGGAUCAAUUUGUCAAACCCUCAUUUUUAUUCGGUGACCAUAUAUCUGCCGAUGGACAAGUCGGGUAUGUAGAAGACUCCCGGAUGCUGCGCAGAGUUGAUGAUCGUUUACUCUUCCUUCCCAGCAUGAAGAGAAUGUACCCGCUUUCCUACUUCCUGAGUGUUGGUGGUCGUAGGGGCUUGGCCUUCGAUCUUGUCAAGGAGAAAGAGAACAUCUCAUUCGGAUCUGGUCGAUCUUCUCGCGUUCAAAUUGGCGGACAACUCAAAGGUCUGAGACCUGGUUGUUUUGAGAAAAAGGGCUUCGCUCAGGAGACACCUCUUCCCGCGAACAUUUUCAUGCGCCAGUUUAUUGCUGCCCGGGGCGAAUUUCCUACACAAGCCUUCCAUUCUCCUGGCUGGUUAUUUUCAGGAGAGAAUGGCUGGUGGACUCGGAUGGUAGAUUUUGUUCUUGAGGAACUCAAAGAACCUCUUGCUCAAUCUGGCCUUACUAUACCAGUACAGGCUACUAGAUGUGGGAUCACUCAGAGUUAUCCCUGCUUCUUCGCUAUGCUGGAGCGGUAUAAUCCGGAUAGCUGCACCUUUUUCACUCCUGUUGGGGAGUUGGGGUUUGCUCUCCAUGAGAUGCAUGCAAUAUCGGGACUAUCCUUCGGGCAAACGCCUUAUGAAGAAUUUAUUCCCACUACCGAGGAACUCUCCCUCCUGAAGACUGCUCAUCCAGAGAUAUACAGCACUUUUUGGGAGUUGCUGUGUCAUUUCCACAUCUGCGCUCAGGUCGCCGGGAUGCGUGGGGGGGGUCUCAUGCAUACUGCUUGGACAGAUUACUUAUUCCAGAACUUAGGUCAGAAGACUUUGAAGGUGACCCGUCUUGCUGUAAGCUCUGCUAGGAGUAUCAAAGCUCGCAUCAAAACUCCUAACGCCACUUAUAGGAACACGUGCUUGGAAGAUGGAUUUGAAGCUGACAGUGAAUUUGACAGUUUCCAUUUUCAAGCUGCAAUUCCUAUUUCUGACACGGCCCUCCUUGCUGGUUUCUUGAUGCUAUGGUUGAAACGAUGCGUCGUGCCGACGAAACCAGCUGAGUCAAUCUUGAUUGAGGUUGUCUAUCCAGCCGUUCUCUUGGCUCACGGAAGACCUCUCAGUCUUCUUCCUGCGAUGACAGGUUGUCUGCAGAGAGGCUUGCGGGAUUUGACUUCUGAACUCCUUGAUGUCAAGGAGAUGAAUGUUGCCGGAAGGAAAGUUUGGAAGACUUCUCAACCCCGCACACCAAUGCCCUAUACUUACUUAGUGGCUUGGUUUGUGCUGCACUGUCCCUCUUUGAUGCGGGGGAUUAUACAUACUGACGAGACCUCUACUCCUUUCGUGCAAAGGCUCGAGCCAGCCACGUGGACGACUGCGUACAUAGUCCGGGCUAGGCAACUUUUGUCUUCGGAAGCCAGUUAUGAUCUCUUUUGCUGUCGCCCUUGCUUUGAUGGGGCUGAAGAAGAAGGCCCGAAGUUUGGCGACGUAGUCUUCGAAGGGUCCUCGCUUUUAAAUACAGGGACCUUCCAAUGGCUUCUCACUAUCAGGGUGGGUUAUCUGGUUUUCAGAAUAGGUGAAAGAUGCAUAAUUGAGCCUUACGUUCCUUCACGUUUUGCCCGACAGUUCGGGUACGACCAGCUUUACGUUGGUAACCCUAAUCCACAAUUAGCUCACAUCGGGAAUCUGUAUGAAGGAGCUCGUGCUUGGCGUUUCUUUAUUGCCCGAGGAACUCAUGCGCAGUUUACUCUGCCUAAUCUGCCACCUAAUUGUUCCACUGUAGCAGAUUUCCGCAAUUGGUUUGAUAAAGCUUCUCUGAUCCCAGAAUAUGACAUUUAUACUUCAUGUAUAAACGAAAUCCGAGAGCUUUAUAAAUCAAGAAGUGGUUCCGGCAGGACUCGAUUACCAGGGAUAGAGGAUUAUCUGUCCUGCGAACGAGAGGCGUCCGGAAUCGAAGAAAUCUCAGGGGAAUUACCCGCUGCUAAGCCUUCUGAAGAAGAAGAGGACACUAAAGAGGCUUUUGAGGGAGCACCUCUUUCUAGACCCCGUCCCCUGAGAUCUUCAGGGAAGAAGGCUCUUACUGCUGAGGAGGUAGGCGAAUACGAUAGAAGAAUUCGUAAACGAAAACCUGUCGCAGCUAAGAACUCUAAGAGAGCUAAGCUGAUGGGGGACGCCAUGAAGUCUGCACUUGCUUCGUCUCCCGAAAACAGCGGGGAUACUAUACCUCCAGCUGCUCCUCCUAGUCCUGAAAUCCUGACAGGUGGGCAGGGAUUGAUUGUCCCAGAUUCAGUGCCAGAUGUGCCCGAAAAGAUAUCAUCUAAAGCUGUAAACGCUCCCAUUCGCACUGAUUAUGAGAAUUGCUUCACUUAUCCGCCGACUGCUCCACCCCCAAGCUCGGAGACUUUGAGGAAACUCAUCGAGCAAUUAGAGUACUGGAUGCAGAUGACUAUUGAUGUCGUUAGUCUCGGGGACGUGAGUUUCAAAGUCUUCGAACCCCAUCUGCUGAAGUGUCUUGCCAAGAUUAGGGACCAGGGGGAUACAUCGUGGACUGAACAUUGUCGCGAGAGCAUUAUUGUUCUGGAAUACGAAUUGGAAUUCCUUUCAAUGCUACAACGCGAUGCCAUCGAACCAGAAGUGGAUCGGGCUCUUUCUCAUGCCAGAGCUUUGAAGGUACAUCAGCAAGAGGCUCUUCAGAAGAGUCUAAACGAAGCAGAUUCUCGUAUUACUCGCCUGCGCGGGGAACAUCUUCAAGUGCAAGUGGACUUGGGCACUUUUGCUGCAGGUAUUCGGGAUACUGCGAUUGAGCUUACCCGUGCUGGUAUCGAGCAAGCUCAGAUAACUGCUCGAUUAGCGGGCGACAUGGAAGUCAUAAAAGGGUUAAUUGCUUAUUGUGACGGGCUUUUCAAGGGCUAUUGUGAUGAGCUUGUUGCUGCUGACAAAGUUAGGCGGGAGAUUGCAGAAGCAGCGCCAAAUGAAGAGGAGCUCAAGAGCAAGAUAACAGAGGAAGUCAAAAAGGCUCGUGAGGAGAAAAUAUUGGCGCUGAAAGCUAAACUCAAGUCUUUUAGACUGAUGAGCCCCGAUGUUUAGGACUUGGAUUGCUUUUUAGCUAGGAAUAAUUUUGUAUCAUUUUCGUUUCGAUUCAUUUUGUAUUCAAAUCAAAAAUAUUGAAUGAAAAUGAUAUCAU